Molecule: messenger RNA, 1446 nt
Organism: Stylonychia lemnae
Lineage: Eukaryota; Ciliophora; Spirotrichea; Sporadotrichida; Oxytrichidae
Source: the annotation of a GenBank genome assembly
AUGAGAUUGAGUUUGCUAGCAUUACUAGGAGUGACUCUGCUUGCUGGUACAUCUAAAGCAGUCGUGACACAAUUACCCUCUGAUUCAAUGAUAUCAACUAAGAAAUUCCUGCAGACCUCUGCUGGAUCAAAAGUAGCUUCUGCUCAGAUCACAGGCACUACCACUACUUCGACAGGCAAGAUAUAUACUUAUGGUGGGUACACCUACGUAGAGGACACCUAAAAUCCAUUUGCUGAGUUUAUUAUCGGAGUUAUCAUGAUAACCUUCUCAUUCCCCAUUCUAUGGAAUAAUGAAAGAAAGCAAGUCAAGAUUGCUGCACUCCUUAAGAAGGCUGAAGAAGAGGCGGUAGAUGUAAUUGACUAUAAAAAGCCAGAAGAUACCCAAAAUUUUAAACUUCUAUAUGCUAGCGGUUAAUCUAAAAAUGAUAGUAUACUAGAGGAUGAAAAAUUCGGUAUUUAAGUAAAAAAUGCUGUCAAGUUGGUCAGAAGAGUAGAAAUGUAUCAGUGGGUUGAGUAAACUGAAAGAAGAAAUAAUGUCACUGAAUAUCACUACAGAAAGGAAUGGAGAUCAAGUCUUCUAAGCAGUGGUUGUUUCAGAGAUGGCUCCAAAACUAAUCCCUCAUCCAUGCCAUUCAACAAUCAUAGUGUCUAUGCUCAAAAGGUAGAAUUUGGUGGAUAUAUUCUCUCUUAAUCCUAACUGAACUAGUUCACAUAGCUGAAAUCUGUGGAACUAUCAGAUGAAAGAAUUAAUAUUGUGAGGGAUAAGAUUCAUGACUAAGUCAAAGAGAAUGGCUACAAGGAACCAACCAGAAGUGGAGAAUUCAUUUUCUUAAAGAAACAUGACCAUCUGAUACCAGAUACUGAUGUUGGUGAUAUCAGAAUUGCUUUUGACUAUGUCCCCUGCGGAGAUACUACAAUCAUGGCUCAGCAGAUAGUAAGAAAUAAUCAGUACACAUUUAGACAAUGGAAUCCUAAGAAAUCAAACUGCCCUGUUGAAGAAAGUAAUGACCCUGACCAUGAAACUGUUUGUCUACUUUGUGCUUGCUGUCCAUGUGCAAGAGUUGUGGAUAGCUGCUUCUAAUCAAUCUUCAAGGAGACUAUUGAAAUCGUUGAUGAAUCUUUGAUCAAUCGAAAGGAAUUGAUAGGCAAGAUGCAAUCAUAGAAUGACACUACUACAGCUCUUAUUAGACUUGGUGGAUGGGGUCUUCAAUAUCUUGGAAUUUGCCUACUGUUCAGUCCUAUUAUCUACGGUUUAUCAUGGAUCCCACUCGUUGGAUACCUUAUGGCUGGUGGAUUCAAAUUUAUUGUAGCAAUCUUUGCCUUUGUAGUCUCGGUCACACUUACUUCAUUGACUAUUUCAUUGGCAUGGCUCUAUUACAGACCUCUCUACGGGUUAUGCCUUCUUGGAGUGGUAGCCAUAGGAGUAAGUCUUAUUUUAUUUCUCUGA